Messenger RNA from Stylophora pistillata, 837 nucleotides. RefSeq lists its product as uncharacterized. Gene Ontology annotation, biological process: calcium ion transmembrane transport; regulation of cytosolic calcium ion concentration. Gene Ontology annotation, molecular function: inositol 1,4,5 trisphosphate binding; store-operated calcium channel activity. NCBI's taxonomy places the organism in Eukaryota, Metazoa, Cnidaria, Anthozoa, Scleractinia, Pocilloporidae. Gene Ontology annotation, cellular component: plasma membrane; cation channel complex. The record is from RefSeq and is a predicted model, not a curated record.
AUGAGUCAUAGAAUCGAUUCUCUCGAAGAGUUCCUGGGAAAGGGAGAAAAAAGUUCUUGGGAAGAAAUAAAGAGAGUAGUCACGGCAGAAGCCCUAGGUAAAGAAAAAGAUCCUCUCGAUAAAGCAUUUGAGAUUCAUGACAAACUUCGCCAUAUUGCUGAAACAAGUACUGAGAAUACGAGAGCGAUUGAAAAGUUAGCUGAUAGAGUGGAAGACUUUGCUUUUGAUUUAUUGGAUCAAGUGAAAAGCAUUGAAGAAGAAGACAUACACGAUAAAGCUGCAGACCGUUACGCCUCCCUGUUCAGUGAAAUAACGACAAAAGCAAUAGCUAAAGAACAGCAAAAGUUUGUAUCCCAUCCAUUCAUAUUUAAAAGAGUAGAAAAACGAUGGAAGCUUGGCUUAUCGAAGGACUUUCAGUCUCGACUACCUCAUCGCCUUCUUCUCUUGCUGAUCAUGAUGCUUGACGCAAUACUAACUCCAUUAAUGCUCCUUGUCAAUGCAUACGUUGCAUACAAAGACCAGCAGAGGCACUUCGGUAAAAAGAGUGAAAGUAAUGUAAGCUCACCCGGAAACAAAAGGAAAAAAAGACGGAGAUUCGCCGAUUUCCUAGACUAACUCAGAAAUUGAGUGGAAAUUCUCCCGCGCAGAUAUUGAGGAACAGUACAGACGCAUGCACGUAGUUGUAGUCCCGUUCAACAUAUUUUCUGAGCCGUUGAAGGCCUUAUAUUUGGCAAAAUAUUCGGAUCGUCGAGACAAGGUAAAGGAGGAACGGAAGAAGAAGUACAAGGAGUUCUUCCAAGUUUUUUUUUUCCCUAAAGUAACGGAGCGCUACAAGAU